Molecule: messenger RNA, 2610 nt
Organism: Plasmodium vinckei vinckei
Lineage: Eukaryota; Apicomplexa; Aconoidasida; Haemosporida; Plasmodiidae
Product: ATP-dependent RNA helicase DBP9, putative
Exons: 1
Coding region: 1-2610 (869 amino acids)
Molecular function (GO): nucleic acid binding; ATP binding
Source: RefSeq, a predicted model, not a curated record
AUGGAUCAAGAGGAUGCGCCCCAAAGUGAAGUCGAAGGAGGAGUAGCAGAAGAAAUCAAAGAAGAGGAAUAUGCUGAAGAAGUAGAAGCAGAACAAGAUGAAAUAGAAGAAGAUGAAGAAGAUGAAGUAGAUGAAGAUGAAGGAGAAGAAGCAGAAGGAGAUGAAGUAGAUGAAGAUGAAGGAGAAGAAGCAGAAGGAGAUGAAGUAGAUGAAGAUGAAGGAGAAGAAGCAGAAGGAGAUGAAGUAGAUGAAGAUGAAGAAGAUGAAGAUGAAGGGGAAGAAGAUGAAGAUGAAGCCCCAAACACGAUGAAAGUUAAAAAUAAUGCGAAUGAAAUGUUCUUUGACGUAAGCAACAAAUUUGAGGGCUUCGACAAUAUUCUGUUAGAUGUGAGAUUAAGAAAAGCAUUACUUUAUUUAUUUAAAUUCAAGCAUCCGACAAAAAUUCAAAAAAUUUCAAUUCCAAGUAUAUUAAAAGGUAAUGAUACAAUUUUAAAUGCAAAAACAGGGUCUGGGAAAACAAUGGCCUAUUUGAUUCCAGCAAUCCAGCGAUUGAUAAAAUUCAACAUCGAUGAAAAAGAACAUUUAAAAUUUUUUUAUAAAUGUAUAAUUAUAGCCCCAACAGACGAAUUGUGCUUACAAAUAUAUAAUGUGGGGAAUAAGUUAUGCUCAUACUUAAAGGGAAUGGUAACAAUUAACCAUAAUGUAAAUAAUAUUUUUUAUGAGCAUUCUACUAUACUUGUAAGUACUCCCAAAGAUUUAUGUAACUAUAUAUUAGAACAUAAAAAUAAAAAUAACCAAAAUAUUUUAUCAAAUUUAAAAAUAUUAAUUAUUGAUGAAGCAGAUGUAAUUCAUACAAAAGAAUUUCAAAAGCCAAUGAAUAUACUAACACGUAAUUAUUUACCAAAAAAUUUUUCAAAAAAAUAUCAAAUUGUUAUGGCUUCAGCUACUUUAAAAAAAAAUAUUAUCGAAAAAACUAAACUCUUUUUACAUAAUCCAAUUUAUUUAACUACUGAAGAGGAUAAAAAAAAAAGUAAGAAGCAUUCUAUUGAUAGCCAAAUUGUAGAAAGCUCUAAAAAAAGUCGAAACAAUAAUACUUUAAAUGAUGAAGGCGUAAUGCCUCAGGAAAAUGGUGAUGCUGAUGCAAUAAAUUUUAAAUUUGUUGGAAGAUCCUUUUAUUAUUUAUAUGAUGAGCAAUUAACAAAGUACAUUUAUCUAUAUUUAUUGAUAAAAAAUAAAAUAGUAAAAUAUAAAUCGAUAAUAUUUACGGCUUCUACAAGUGAAGCGUAUAAAAUAAAAAUAUUUUUAACAUACCUAAACAUUACAGCUUCUAUACUUAAUCCAAUCCAUCCUAUUUUAAUUAAGCAAAGUAUUAUUUUGGCCUUCAACAAUUCAAAAUUUUAUUUCUUAAUAUGCCCACAGUUUGAAAGAAACACGGUUCGCGCUUCCCCCAAGGAAUCAGUAAAUGAAGAUUUAUCUGAAGAUGACUCAACCGAGGAAGAAUUACCUGAUGAGGAAAUUGAGGACGAAUUAUUUGAAAAUGAGUCAGACAGAGAAGAGAUCAAUAAUGAGGAAAUUGAGGGCGAAUUAUCUGAAAAUGAGUCAAACAAAGAGGAGGUCAAUGAUGAGGAACUCAAGGAUGAGAUCCCUGAAAAUGAACCAAACAGAGAAGAAAUCAAUGAUGAGGAGGUCAAGGAUGAUAUGUCUGAUGAAGAAACCGUCAAAGAGGAAAAGGAGUGGGACAAAAUUAAUGACGAAAAUGAAAAAGAGAAAGACUUUUUAUACAAUAGAGGCUUAGAUUUUCGCAAUGUAAGUUGUGUUAUUAACUUUAGUAUGCCAUUAGAUAAAGAAACAUUUUUACAUAGAAUAGGAAGAACUUGCAGAUUAAAUACGAAAGGUAUAAGUAUAUCAUUUGUAGAUGAAAAUAAACAAUUUGAAAAAAAUAUUGUUAAAGAAAUUGAGGAUGAAAAUAUAUGCCAUAUGAAAAAAAAAAAUAUGAAAUUUAAUAAUAUUGAAGAUUGUAGAUAUAGAGUUGAAUCAACUUUGAUUAAAUGCACACCAAAAAAAAUAAAAUUACUUAUCCAAAAAGAAAUAUUAUAUCAUUCAUUAAAGUCCAAUGAAUUAAAGGAAUUUUUUAAUUCACAUGAAAAUGAAAAAAAACAAAUUAAUAAAAUUAUAAAACGUUUUAAUAAACAAAUUGUUUCACAAAAGUUUAUCAAAGAUAGGAACGCAAGUAUAUUCUUAAAAAAAUUGACCCCUAGCAAUACGACAAAAAAAAAUGGACGUAUUGGCAAAAGAAACAAAAAUAAUAACCGAGAUAUGGAACUUAUUGAAAAGAAAAAACAUGGAUUUGCCAUAACUCAAAAAGGUUAUGAAGACCAAUUAAAGAAAGAACCCAAUGAAGAAGUUACAGACCCUACUAAGUUGCCUGCUUUGUUUGGUAAACGACUAAGAAAUUAUAUGUACAUGAAAUAUAUAAAUAACAAAAAAAAAAGUACAGUUAACAACGAUGCGAAACAAAAUAGUUUUAACAGUAAAUACACGAAUCGUGAUAAAAAAGGCUUUAAAAAUAAUAAAUUUUCCAAAAAAAGGAAAUUCACAAAAACAAGAUAA